This is a messenger RNA of Cladophialophora immunda, 1931 nucleotides long. RefSeq lists its product as uncharacterized. Gene Ontology annotation, biological process: positive regulation of transcription by RNA polymerase II. The transcript is spliced from 3 exons. Gene Ontology annotation, cellular component: nucleus. The record is from RefSeq and is a predicted model, not a curated record. The coding region runs from base 1 to 1704 and encodes 567 amino acids. Gene Ontology annotation, molecular function: transcription cis-regulatory region binding; zinc ion binding; DNA-binding transcription factor activity, RNA polymerase II-specific. Lineage: Eukaryota; Fungi; Ascomycota; Eurotiomycetes; Chaetothyriales; Herpotrichiellaceae.
AUGAACCUUCCCCGGCAUCGAGUCAAACCUCAUCUUUCCACGUCGUCGACCGUGAUCAUGCGGAACUCGAUAGAACACCCUUCGAUAAGUGACAACAUCCAUCCGCCUUCUCGCAAGAGAAAGCUCCGCUACACCCGCACCAGGACAGGAUGUCUCACAUGUCGGCGGCGGCGGAAGAAGUGCGAUGAGAAGAGGCCAUUCUGCAUUGGCUGCAGCAGAAACUCAUUGGCAUGCUGCUGGCCCGAUGACUUAUCUUCAGAUGUUCAGGAUUUGGAAGAGAGGGGAGAUCUUCUCACAGCAUCCUGGGAUAGCACUCAAGUUUCUUACCAUGGCCUUUCACCAACAUCAAUCCGUGUGGAUUCCUCUGACUCAGAUGCGCCAACCUUGCCUGCACUACCCAUAUCCCACGCAACGGGGUUGGAACUGCUCGAAGAGACCACCGACCGUUGGGACCCAGCUGUUGUUGGCCGGCGACUAGUUUGGAGCCCUCUGAAUGAAAGUUUGUCGAGCCUUACAUCUGCACCUCGGCUGAAGCCAACAUCUCCUCAACUCCUCCGUCACUACAUUGAGAGGACAGCGGACUUCUUGGCCGUCAAGCAACAGCGGGAUAACCCGUUUGUGACCCUUGUUCUGCCACUGGCAUACUGCGAUGAACUACUCAUGCACUCUGUCCUCGCCUUAAGUGGAAGCCAUAUUUGCGGUUCAGAACCGUCCCUACUCGAAAUCCAGCAAGCAACCUGGCAGCAUUAUGAUAUGACCCUGACGGGCCUCCGAUUAGAAUUACAAAACCACAUUCCAAUGUCGCAUUCAAGGAGCUUGCGCCUGCUGUUGGUCUUGAUCAUGCUCUGUCAUUUUGAGGCCAUCUCCGGGAACCGAGAGGGAUCGAUGAUCCAUCACCUACGUGCAAGCCGUCAUCUGGCUCUCCGUAUCACCGAUUCGAAUCUUGGGAAUGGUUGCAAAGAUCAGAAAGACCUGCAAGGCUUCGCACUCGAAGUAUACGCUUACCUAGCAUUGACCGCCACUAUAGCACCCUACAGUCAAUCGGAUAACCUCAAAGUUCCCUUUGACUCAUUCGUCACAUCUCUAUCACAUCUCCAGCAAUACGACACGUUCGGUACAUUUUUCAGUUGUGGCUACGAUCUUUUUGAGAAAAUCCCAGCCAUCUCACUUCUUUUUGCAAGACGCCUGUGCGAAAAGCAAGAACAUCGGGACUGCUCAGAAGAAACUACUUCGAUCUACGAGGAGCUGCUUACCGAAAUUCAGAAUUGGGAGUCCUGUCCUCCAGUCUCAGAAAUGUCAGCCUGGGCAGUUGAGCACGCUCAGACUGGCGAAGCUUACCGCCAUGCCCUUCUCAUCUAUCUCAAAGCAGCGAUGUGCGGCUCCUCCAUCGACAAUCCUAAGAUCAUUGGAGAACUCCAGGUACACGUUGAUGCUAUCUUACCGCUGCUUGACCCGAUAUGGCGUUCUCCUUACAAGGCAAUCGUAAUCUGGCCCAGUGUUAUCGCCGGAUCGUGCAUCCUCAGAAAUGACCAGCAAGACUAUCUGCGAUCGCUCUUUGAACUCUCCAGAUCCGGAAUGGCUCAUGUCAAGAACGCAUUGGAGCUGCUCGACUGGCUGUGGACGGAUCCUGACAGACGCGCCUAUGGACCAUUUGGCUUACACGUUGUCAUGCAGCAACGGGGAGUCAACUUUUGCCUUACUUAGCACGUUCAAAUUCCUUGUAUAGUGGGGAGAGGGCGUUAUAUACAGGAACUACGUGUGUAUGGGUCUUAUUUUCAGCCCUGUAGCCCCGACAGUCCGCGACAGUCAAAUUUUUCUCCUGGAAUAUCCACAAAAUUGUCGAUUUGAUCCAGGACCUCUUUCAGAAUCGCUGCUCCCUUCUCCAACUCUGCAUCCGUCAUAGUCAUCGCAAAACUUAUCCUCAAUCCGUU